Messenger RNA from Rotaria socialis, 2007 nucleotides. Lineage: Eukaryota; Metazoa; Rotifera; Eurotatoria; Philodinida; Philodinidae. The record is from the annotation of a GenBank genome assembly.
AUGGAAUUUACACUUGGUGACAAUCAGACUGUCCCUGGUGAUUGCAAAAUGCAUGCUCAUGAAACUCAUCUUGAAUCAAUACACAACUUAAAUAGAGUUAAGCGCAUUGAAAGUGAAGGUGCUAAUAUAGCUGGGAAAAUUUGUUCUCUUCAAUCUGCUAAAUAUGUAAGUUUAACUGAAAAAAUUUCCAAACGCAUUGCUGAUAAUGAUCGGUGGUUUUCACUCGAAUUUUUUCCACCAAGAACACCAAGUGGUGCUGCCAAUCUUAUCGGAUGUUUUGAUCGAAUGGCAGCCGGUCGACCAUUAUUUUGUGAUAUAACAUGGCAUCCAGCAGGUGAUCCAGCUGGUGAUAAAGAAACAAGUUCAAUGAUGAUAGCAAAUACAAUGUUAAAUUAUUGUGGAAUCGAUACGAUGCUACAUAUAACAUGCUAUGGUGCUAAGAAGGCAGCUAUGCUUGAAUAUCUCUAUAAAGCAAAAGAUUGUGGAAUUAGAAGUUUAUUAGCAUUACGAGGAGAUCCGCAUGUAGGUGAAGAAUGGAAUCCAGCAAAGAGUGAUUUUCGAUAUGCACUUGAUUUAGUUAAAUUUAUUCGACAGCAUUUCGGAGACUAUUUCGUAAUUUGUGUUGCUGGUUACCCACAAGGACAUCCCGAUUCGACAUCUUAUGAAGAUGAUCUAGAUUAUUUAAAAGAGAAAAUCGAUUGUGGUGCAGAUUUUAUUAUAACACAACUUUUCUUUCAAGCGGAAACGUUCAUUAAAUUUGAAUCUGAUUGUCGUUCUAUUGGAAUAAAAUGUCCUAUUAUUCCUGGAAUAUUACCUAUUCAAGGCUAUGCCAGUCUUCGCAAUAUUGUUCGAUUGGCUAAACUUGAUGUACCUAAAGAAAUUCUCGCUUGUAUUGAACCAAUAAAAGAUAACGAUGAAGCCAUACGUAAUUUUGGUGUUCAAGCAUGUCUAGAUUUAUGUUGCGCUCUAUUAGAUUCUGGUAAAGUUAAUGGUCUUCAUUUUUACACAUUAAAUCGAGAAUUUGCAACGAUUGAAAUAUUAAAAAAACUUGGCCUUUGGUUAGACGAACAAUCAUUGCGUGCACUACCUUGGAAAAAAACUUCAUUUAGUCACGCACGUUCACAAGAAAAUGUUCGACCAAUAUUUUGGAGUAUAAGACCAAAAUCAUAUGUUCAUCGUACUUCGAAUUGGAACGAAUUUCCAAAUGGACGUUGGGGUAUAUCGUCGGCACCGUCAUUCGGUGUAUUAACUGAUUACCAUUUAUUCUAUAUGAAAAUUGAUGCAACACGUGAUGAAUUACUUGAUGAAUGGGGACGUGAAUUAACUUGUGAACAAGAUGUCUGGAAAAUGUUUGCCUGCUACAUUGGUGGAGAGAAAAAUAGUAUAGAUAAAGUUGUUCGUCGUUUUCCAUGGACAGACGAAGAAUUAUCAGCAGAGACAACAUUAAUUCAAAAAAAUUUAGUUGAAUUCAAUAAACGAGGAAUUUUAACAAUUAAUUCUCAACCAGCUGUUAAUGGAAAAUCAAGUUCUGAUCCAGUUGUUGGCUGGGGUACACCUAAUGGUUACGUUUAUCAAAAGGCUUAUUUGGAAUUCUUUACAAGCGCAGAAAAUAUUCCAGCAUUACGUUCUGUUCUAAAAACGUUUCCCGGUGUUAAUUAUCAUUUUGUGAAUAAAUCAGGUGAAGCUAAUGAAACAAAUACAGAUGAUGAACAACCAAUUGCAGUAACAUGGGGUGUUUUUGCGGGCAAAGAAAUCGUUCAACCAACAGUUGUUGAUCCUGUUAGUUUUAUGAUUUGGAAGGAUGAAGCUUUCAGUUUGUGGACUGAACGUUGGGGUAAACUCUAUGAACCAGAAUCCCGUUCACAUGCAAUCAUUGAAAAAAUAGCAAACACUUAUUUUCUGGUUAAUUUAGUGGAUAAUGAUUAUCCUCAAGGUUCUUGUCUUUGGACAAUACUAGAUUCUAUGUUUGAAUAUCAAAAACUCCCAAAGAAAAAUGUUGAGUCUUGA